AUAAAGUUAGUUGCAUCGGUAUCCUUAGAUGGCGCAACGGGAGGUCUCCGCAUUUUGUUUACCUACAUUGAUUUAUAUUCGUCAUUCUCACGCCGCAAUGUAAAAUAUCUUUCUGAUCAUCGAAAUAAAGACAUCGGUUACCUUAAAAAAUAAAAGUUUCCAAUAACCUAAAACGUAACGCAAUGGCAGCGAUACAUCGAGAAGCGAUCCAGAAACAAAUACAACAGGAUUGGGCAAAUCGAGAAUAUAUAGAAGUCAUCACCGGCAAUAUAAAAAAAAUUACGGAUUUUCUCAACUCUUUUGACAUGUCCUGUAGAUCACGAAUAGCUGUCCUAAAUGAGAAACUUACGACGCUCGAGCGUAGAAUCGAAUAUCUUGAAGCUUGCGUAACAAAGGGAGAAACAUUAACAUAAACUGCGCUAAUAAUCCAUUGUCGAUAUCUUUUAUUAUGGAUCUCACGCCUACGGUGUACAUUUAUGCACAAGGAUACGCGUGGAGAAUUUACAGAAUUUUACUACUUCAAAUAAUACAUACAUACAUAUAUACAUAUAUACAUAUAUACAUAUAUAUAUAUAUAUAUAUAUAUGUGUGUGUGUGUAUAUAUAUAUGUAUAUAUAUCCCCAUAAAUAUUACUUAAAACACUGAUCUUAUGGGCCAGUCAAACGCAUUUUUUUUAAUUAUUGUAACGCAAUAACUUUUCAUUGUACGAAUAAAUAAUUAUGGUUUCUCGUACCUUA
This is a messenger RNA of Vespa crabro (European hornet), 737 nucleotides long. RefSeq names its product probable protein BRICK1-B (gene HSPC300). Gene Ontology annotation, molecular function: protein-containing complex binding. Bases 183 to 413 code for a protein of 76 amino acids. The record is from RefSeq and is a predicted model, not a curated record. The transcript has 4 exons. Gene Ontology annotation, cellular component: SCAR complex. Lineage: Eukaryota; Metazoa; Arthropoda; Insecta; Hymenoptera; Vespidae. Gene Ontology annotation, biological process: cell motility; actin filament organization; regulation of actin polymerization or depolymerization.